AGUCGACCUGUUGGUCUAGUCCGAACCCAAAACGCGGUUAAAGAGAGAAAUAAAAUAAAUAAACCGUCAUGUGCAAAGUGCAAAACGGAGCUGGUUUGACUAGAGACAAAGCCUGCACUUUUCUCUCUCCACCCGAGUUUUUCUCUGUCCAGAUUUUCCUUUUCUUCAACCGGCUGCCUCAAUAAUCUUCGACCCCAAGCGUUCGAACACUUUUGCACCGUUGAGAGUUUCAGAUCCCCCUAACAAGACGCAGAUUUAUCUAUUUUUGAAGUUGAUUUGAGAAAAGGAUGGCUAACCGUUACGAUCCCAACCCUUUCGACGAAGGAGACGAAGUUAAUCCAUUUGCUGAUGGAGGAGCAAGAGGAAAAGCAUCUGGACAACCUAAGUUUAGUGGAGGCUCAUUUUUUACAACGACUGCUGGAAGUGUUCCACCUGUGACAAACUCAAGGCUUUCACCCCUUCCUCCAGAGCCGGCUGAUUUCUACAAUCCUACAGCUGUGGACAUUCCACUUGAUAGUGCUUCAGAUUUGAAAAAGAAAGAGAGAGAACUUCAGGCUAAGGAAGCUGAACUGAAAAAGAGGGAACAGGAAGUGAGGCGUAAAGAAGAGGCUGCUGCACGAGCUGGCAUUGUUCUUGAAGAGAAAAAUUGGCCUCCGUUUUUCCCCAUUAUUCAUCAUGAUAUUGCAAAUGAAAUACCAGUUCAUCUGCAGAGGCUGCAAUAUGUUGCAUUUACAACCUUUCUGGGACUGGUUAUUGCCCUCCUAUGGAAUGUUAUAGCAGUGACUACAGCAUGGAUCAGACAUGAAGGUGCAACAAUCUGGUUUCUUGCCAUCAUCUACUUCAUAUCGGGGGUCCCUGGGGCCUAUGUGUUGUGGUACCGUCCGCUUUACCGCGCUUUUAGGACUGAAAGUGCCAUGAAGUUUACUUGGUUUUUCUUGUUUUACUUGCUUCACAUUGGCUUCUGCAUCUUUGCUGCUGUGGCACCUCCUGUAGUUUUCCGAGGAAAAUCCCUCGCAGGGAUCCUGCCAGCUGUGGAUCUUAUAGGCGACCAUGUAUUGGUUGGGAUAUUCUACUUCAUUGGGUUUGGACUUUUCUGCUUGGAGUCAGUUCUCAGCAUCUGGGUCAUUCAGCAAGUUUAUAUGUACUUCCGAGGCAGUGGAAAAGCUGCGGAAAUGAAGCGUGAGGCCACUCGGGGGGCCUUGAGGGCCGCAAUUUAAGAUUGUGCUAAAAUGUGUACUUACUCAUCGAGAUUUUAAUUUUUAAAAUGCUAUCUUUGUUUUUUCUUCUUUUUUGAGUGAACGUUGAGGGAAGGGGGGGAUAGAAGACGAAAGACUUAGACAACGAAUCUUUAUUCUAUCUGUAAAUCUUCAUUGUUUUUUUACGUUUAUUCCGUCAUGUAUGGUCCGAGUAUGUUUUUGGUUUAUUCCGUCAUGUAUGGUCCGAGUAUGUUUUUGGUUUUCACUCUCGAGUUGUUCAUUUGGGUUUGUUGUAGUGAAGGCAUAAUGAAUUUCGAAACGAAAAGCUUAUCCAAUUGCAUCUUUAUGUAUCUAUGUACAUUAGGUUCCAUCAGUCUCCAAAAGACCAUUUUCUUUAUGUAUAAAAUCUACAGAAAGACGUUACUUUGUAAAUGUAAAAUCUGCUGUCUCCAAUAGCAAGCACUGGCAAGAACUUAUGUGCAGCCUUCUUUGAGCGGUGCUACAAAACCAAAUGCCAGAGAAUUAUGCCCCG
Molecule: messenger RNA, 1728 nt
Organism: Striga asiatica
Lineage: Eukaryota; Viridiplantae; Streptophyta; Magnoliopsida; Lamiales; Orobanchaceae
Source: the annotation of a GenBank genome assembly